AUGGCCACCUCCCUGGUCUGCGCCUGCUCGCCGCGGAUUUGGAGCCUCGAUUCCGGUUGCGUCCCACGGCCACUGCUCCCGCUCACCGGCGUCCUCCUCGCGCCUCCGCGGCGUCCCGGCCCACGACUGCGGCUCCGCUGGAGUGCGCCCGAACCCCGCCGCCCCGCGGGCUCUCCUUCCCCCGGCGGCCCCGUUGGCCGCUCCGCCGGGAUCUCCCAGCCCGGCGCCGGGUGCAGUGUCACUGGGGCCGCCCGGGGGCCGUUGUCCCGACCCCGGCGCAGACUCCCCGCCGAGCUACCCCGGCAGCUUCUCCAGCAAAGGUUCAAGACCCCUGAGCCCUCUCGGCGCACCCCCGCGUACCCCGGGUCCGGGUUCGGUUCCGAGGGCUCACUCACCGCGGCUGGAGACACGCUGGAGUUUGCUGGGUUUGGGGGAGGAGGAGGAUGGGAGCGGUCUCCCGAGCACCUUCCCCCGGCUGUAACGGGCAGGGGAAGGCGGGGCGCCCGGGGAGGGGCUGCCUUCCCUGGCCGGCCGGGGCCGGGAGCCGGGGCGCGCCGGCGCCUCCCCUGCGCGGCGCCCUCCUCUCCUUCCGCCAAGCCCGCCCCUCGGGGGCCCGCGCCCCCCCAGCCCCGGCCGGCCCGCCCUCCCGCCGCAACUGGGCUCGGCUUUCCCCUGGCUCCGGGCUUCCUGCGAACCCAAGAUAGCGCUCCGGGCCACGUGGGCCGCCGCGGGCCCGGCGCAGGCCGGCCGGGAGACGCCGGAGGCGGCGCGGGGACCCGAUCGCCGCUCGGUGAGGGAGUCUGCGGAGACAGCUCCGCGGCUGCCCGCGCGGAUGCCGCCGCCCGCCGGAUGGUGGGGCUCGGGCGGAGCGGCCAGAUGGCCGGGCACCCGGGGUGUCAGGCCCAGGGAGGAGGCGACGGCAGCGCGCGGAGAAGACGCGCGGGUGCCCAGAAGAGCCCGCGCCGCCUUCACGGUGGCGAGAUGGGGCCGAUCCCCCGGUCGGCGACCGGGCAGAGCCACCGACUUCCUCUAAGGGCGAGGAUUUCGAGAAUCCUUUUUUUUCCCCCCACACGCAUGAGAUGUCUGGAGCAGCAGCAACCAUCUUGGGGUCAUGAGACCUGCCUGAGAAUGAUGGGGUUAAAAGAGAAAGAUCUUUGAUCUCCAACAGCAUCAAUGAGCAGUGGAAUCAAUGCUGGUAACACCUUAUCUCGGGAUCUCUUGUUUUGUGAAAGAAAACAAGCAUCAAUACUCAGACUUAUUUAUUUAAGCUACCAUAGUUAGUUUCAUUGUUGUUGUUACUUGCAGCCCAAGUGCAACCCUAGCUGAUAAUGGGUGGGUGAUGGCAAUCUCCAAAAUAUGGAGUCUCCUAGGAAGGAGGAGAGAUGAGUACCAUUUUUACAUGUCACUUUUCCCUUUCUUGUGGGACAUCCAGUUACAGCUUGUCCUGGUUACCUAUUGUUGCAUAACGAAACACCCCGAAACUUAGAGACAUAAAACAAUAGAUAUUUUGUUAUGCUCAUGGAUUCUGGGUGGUCAGGAAUUUAGCCAGAACCCAGAAGGGAUGACUCUUCUCUGCCCCCACUAUGUCUGGGGAGACUUGAAACUGGGGUACUCAAACGGCUGAGGCUGGAGUCCUCUGGCGGCUUCUUCACUCUAUGUCUGGGACCAGGACUGGGCCGACUUGAAGGCUGGACUCCGCUGGGCAUGUCCACCAGAGCACAUCCGCGUGGCCUCUCCACGCCUGGGGCUAAGGUCUGAGAGCGAGCAUCCAGGAGUGAGCCUUCCAGGAGAACAGGGUUGGAGCCACAGGCCUUUUAUGACCUAACUUCAGAGGGAAAACAGCAUCACUUCACUGUACUCUUAUUAUUCGAGCAGUCACAAGCCAAUGGGGAAGGGAUCUAGACUCCACCUUUCUAUGGGAGAAUGUGCAGAAUUUGGAGCCAUGUUUUAAAAAGCCACACAGCCACAGACAGCUGCAUUUCCAGGAUUGGGGAGCUGGGCUGGAUUCACAGAGGAGCAAUCAGGUGGUGGUGGAAGCCAGGUGCGAAUGAGAUCACCUGAAGAGAGUGUGGAAAAUGGAAAGAGGGCCAAGGACAGAGCCCUGAGGACAUGGUGGUUCUCGGUAAAUGUUUGUGGAAUAAAUGAUUCAUCGAGCACUUGAUUCUGUAUCGAUAACCACCCCCUUCUCCAUCAGAGGUCUCUGAUCUGGCCCCCAGCAGGAGAAUUAUUACAGAUGACUGAGCCACCCGGAGGAAGGAGACAAUCACCAGAGUCCAGACAAGGAACACUUAGAGCCCCCCUUCUCAAACUUUAAUGUGCAUAAGAGGGUUUGGGGAGACUUAUUCAAAAUAUAAGGCCCUUGGCCUCUGUCCCAGAGAUUCUGAAUUCAGUAGACUUGCAGUGAGAUCAAGCAAACUGCCUUUCUGAACAAGUUCCUUCUGUUGUACGGCGGCAGGGGCUGGGUGGGCUGCAGUUAGAGACAGAACAGUGCUCAGCGCUCAGCCACAGAUCCCGGUGGGGCCCGGGGCCCAGGUCUUUUGCUAAGAUGCCCUGGCUUCCAUUCCUGGCUUUGCUCCUUUGUAGCCACCUGACUGUUGACAGUUUACCUCUUCUGACAUCAGUCUUCUUGACUGUAUAAUUAGGAGGUUAAGGUAGAGCUUUGUUUUCAAACUAUGUUCUGUGGGACCUGAGGGCUUUCACAGUGGGCACCCAUAUGCAUGAAUAAAUUUAGCAAAUGCUCAUUGAGCGUUGGCUGUAUGCCAGGCCCUGGGCUGGAUACGGGGAUACGGCGUGGGCACUGCACCUGCCCUCAGGGAGCUGGCGUUCUAGCAGAGGAGGGCAGGAGUUACGAAUGAAUGAUUGAUAGUCAUCAUGCAAAGUGCUUCAGAGGAGAAGCACAAGGUGCCGUGAGAAGGGAGAUGAGAAGGAGCAGACAAAGAUGCCUUAAAUUACGUGUAUCAGCUUCCAUGUGGGUUGCCGUUUGGACAAAACUUUCCAAUAUUUGAAGCCACCAUCUCAGAUGACCUCUGCGGGGCCUUGUGACUGGAAACCUUUUGUGCCUUUAUGUUUGUCUAUGAUUACCCCACUGUGUAAAGCCAAAACAGGCAGAAUGCAAUUGCUGGAUUUGAAAUCUGUGCAAUACCCCUAGGUUAGCAUCUUCAUUCUUGAAAAUAAAUUGAGCGGCUCUUCAGAGAUUCAAAGUGUUCUAUGCUAUGGCCUUGUGACAUUUAAAAAUCAGCACCUUAACCUGGGAGACUGAGGGAGAGGACAGACAGAGCGGACUGAUGUGCAGCCCUGCUCGAUGGGGGAAGCAGCAAGGCCUCGAGACCAGAGUGGAGUCUGGAGCGUGUGUUCUUGGCAUUGGGCAGGCCACUUAGACUUCUAAGUCUUCCCUUUCUCAUCUGCAGAAAAGAGACUCACAGUAUCUGCCUGUCCUUUAAGGAGAGGGAUUGUAGACAUGAAAUACUAGCUCAGUGCCAGGUACUUAGUAAGCAUUCAGUAAAUGGUGGCCAUUACUAAUUCAAGUAUCUUUCUUCUGCAUUAUUGUACUUGUCAACAUUCCUGCAAAUGUAUUUUAUAAAUGAGAAUGGAAAGUUACAUGGUUUGGUAGUUGCCAGAUCUCAGGCCUCUGCCUCCCCAAGGAAGAAAGCUCUGUCAUUCUCUCCUUUAAAAGCCAUCCUGUGAUGGGGGCCUUAAUUUUGAAUUUGCAUUUUUUUUUUUGUUUGUUUGCAAAGAAGAACAUGUUUUUCUCCCAGUUAAAACCAAGUCUGUAUAUCCCAUUUAGAAAAUAAGGUGUCUAUAUUUGAAAGGAAUGAAGAUAAAAUCCAUAUAGGUUGUUGAAAAUAAAAAGGAUGCCCUGAAAUAGUUUCUCUAUUUUCAUUUGUAACUUAAGAGGUUAACUUUCGUGGCUGUCUUUUUUCUUUUGUUUUUAAUAGUUAAGACAAUACAGAGAGCACACAGCACGCAGGGAGGGAGGCCCUCUCUCACUUAGUGGUUUGGGGAAUGGAGCUACUGUGUGAAUGAGGGCAAGACAUCUAGCCUCAGCUUGAUUAUCCCUAAAAUGGGGAUGAUGAUGUAUCAGCCUUCAAGGAUGAUUGGGAAGGUUAAAUGAGGUUAUGCAUUAAAUGGGCCAUGCAUAUAGGAAGUGCUUAGUAUGUCAGCUGUUGCUAUUUUUAUGUGCAUCAAUUUACCAAAUGUUUUGGUGGUGCCUUUAAUGAUCUGCAUUUAAUAAUCCUGGAAGCAGCUAAACCUAUCUGGAGGUUAUGUCAGGAGCUCUGGCCUCAAUUUUAGGAGAUAGAUGUGGUUUGAAUCUUGGACCUGCCACUAAUCUUGGGUGUGAAUAUGGCAAAAUCAUUUGAGUUGUUAGGGUGACCUCAGGACUAUGGUCUAAAGCCAGACAUGGGGAGAAAGCUGAAUUCAACUGGGCAGGAAAACAGCUGGACAGUGAAGAAUCUUGUGCAGUGUUCAGAAUUUCAUCCAAGCAAAUCAGGUCAUAGUGUUUUAGCAGUUAGGAUUAGGCUUGGCUGCCGAAAACUCAACAAAACAGUGGCUAAGACAAGAUAGGAGUUAAUUUCUCUCCCUUUAAAGCACAGGUGAACAAGGCUAGUAUGCUUUCCUACAGUAUCAGGAACCAGGAGUCAUCCACCUUUUUGUUUUACCAAGUGCAUGCCAUACAGCCCCAAAUUUACCUCGUGGUCCAGGUUGGUUGCUCCAGUUCCAGCCAUCACAUCUUUGUUGCAGGCAUUCUAGGAGGUUAAAGUAUAGCCUUUACCUUUAAGGACAUUUCCUGAAGAUUCCCCUCACCAUUUCUGCUCAAACUUAUUUCCCAGGUAACCCCUAGCUGUCUACCUGAAAGGGAUGCUGGUAAAAACAUUCCCUAUCCUAGGGACACAUGUGUUGAGUCAGAGAUUCUAUUGCUACAAAGAGGGGGGAUGCAUAUUUGGGAUAAAGUAGCAGUUUGUGUGUAGGUUUAAAAGAGUUUAGAUCACUGAACUUAGAUCAGGGACAAAGGUGCAGAAACUGGAUCCAUCUGUAAAGUGUGGACUUGGAGUUGCUUGUUGCCAUAGCAACUAGAAAAAAGAUUUAGGAUGCCCAACUUUGAUGGAGAAAAAACCGCUUAUGCCCUUCACAUGCUGUGUUCUGGCCAAAAAUCUAUGGCUGAUAAGCUCAGAAGGUCAGAAUGGUACUUGCUUGUGCUAUUAACACAACUGUUUAGUCUCCUAGUGCUAAGCGCCUUUCCACCCUGGGAAAGUUUAGAAUCUAUAUAGAGAUGGGAAAAUGAAUCACAGAAAUAAUAC
Molecule: messenger RNA, 5297 nt
Organism: Choloepus didactylus (southern two-toed sloth)
Lineage: Eukaryota; Metazoa; Chordata; Mammalia; Pilosa; Megalonychidae
Product: translation initiation factor IF-2-like
Exons: 4
Coding region: 1-1158 (385 amino acids)
Source: RefSeq, a predicted model, not a curated record